Messenger RNA from Priapulus caudatus, 4909 nucleotides. RefSeq names its product trichohyalin-like. Bases 443 to 3181 code for a protein of 912 amino acids. NCBI's taxonomy places the organism in Eukaryota, Metazoa, Priapulida, Priapulimorpha, Priapulimorphida, Priapulidae. The transcript has 12 exons. The record is from RefSeq and is a predicted model, not a curated record.
AGUAGCGAACAUCUCUGUUCCUGCGGGACCCGUCUCUCGCUCAGCGCUCGUGCGUUAGUCAGCAGUUCGCUGUGUGUACCUCUGCCGUUUCGUAGGCUAUUAGCGUAACGCGGUUACUGCUGGUUCAGGAAAGAGUGUAAGCGAGAGGUCCGUAGAGGUACAGGUUACACUCGCUUUUUGGCGCGGAACGCGUGCAACCCGGCUGCACGAGAGAAAAGUUUCUUCGCCCAUCUGUACCUUGCGUAUGUGUGUGUGCGCGCGUGUGUUCCCUUGAUCAACGUACGGUGGAAUGUUUUGACUCGAGAUGCAACGCCGUAUGAUAUACAAACAGGUUUCUGAUACAAACUGACAACAUCCGCCAACAGCCUAUGCGCCUCGGCUCCACCGACUAGAGGAGGACUAUACACGCACGGAUAGCGUUACUGUACGGUAAAACCCAAUCAUGAGUUCAACGGUGAGAACCCGGCUCCUCAAAUGGGGCAACGCGCCGAGUCCCGAUAAGAGCACCGACGGCAAGGACGCCGGUGUGAAGACAGAAAGCACAACAAGGAUCACGAAGUCGUCGACGUCAUCGUCGGCAGCGGCAAAGAUGGACGACCUGCAAGGUUCCUCGGCGGGAGGCGAUCGCAACAGGAGCAGCGGUCUGCAGUGGAGCAGCAAAAGCUUGCAGAGCAACGGCACUGCACGCAGCAACGGGGAAGAGGAUCGAGCGAAGAUGUGGAGCCGAAGCUCGCGGUCCGACCACCAGCACGGCGGCGGCGACAGCCACGCCGACCGUGGCAAGAUGACAGGCAGCCGACAAACGACCAUCGAGAAUACACGGAGCUACGAGAGUGGACGCGACGCCGACGGGCUGACCAGCACGCCCGUGCGACCGGGUCGCGCCUCGAAGCAAGCCGGCAGCUUCACGACGACGAGGACGGCCGAGGAAGACCGCAGGUUCAUCAACGGCAAAGACAUGACGGAGGAGUCGGCUGACUCGGGCGUCGGCUGGGAGAGUCCCGUGCACGCGACCGACGACCGCACCGACGAGUGGGUGAAGGGCACGCACACGACGGUGCCGAUGGAUGCGUCGAUCCGCCGCCUCAUCACCAACUACUCGAAUCGCUCGCACAUGUACCCGUCGCCUGGUUCGUCGAUGCUGCCGACGACCAUGCAGCAGGCCGAGCUGGAGGCGCAGGAGUACCUGCAGGACCGCAAGGUCGAGAAGAAGCAGCUCGGACAUCUGAACAACCGCUUCGAGAGCUACAUUGAACACGUGAAGAACCUCGAGUCGGAGAAUAUCUCGCUGCUCGCCGAGCUGCGAACCUACCAGGAGAAGUACACGAGCAUGUCGCUGCACCUGAAGAUGAAGUACGAGACGGAGAUCAACGAGUGCCGACAGCUGGGCAGCAACCGACAGGACGAGAUCAACGCGAUGACAGCGCGCCAGAAGGAGUUACUCGCGCAGCUGGAGGAGUGGAGGAAGAACUACAAUGACAUGCUCUCGGAAAGUAAGGACUACUCCAAGGAGAUACGUAUGCUGGAGCUGCAGAUCAAGGAGAAGGAAGGUCAGAUAACAGCAUUGGAGGCGAUGAUCAGGAGCCUGCAGAGAGACUGCCAGGAGCUGGUCGAGAUGCUAGACAAGCUGACGAGAGAGAAGCGACAGCUAGAGGGUCCGAAUGAUGAUCGCGCUCGCACGUGGGACAUCAAGGAAAAGAUCAAGAUUAUUCAGCAGAGGAAAGCAGACAAGGAAAGACAACACAGUGAGGAGAUUGAGAAGCUGAAGCUCAGACUUAAAGAGAAGCAGGAGAGAAUGCGGACGAAUAUGAGCAGGGAGGAUUACCUGACCAUCCUACAUACGAUCAACAGAGAAAACCCGGGACUGAUUCCAUACCACGGAAGUGCUUUGAACACCAUCAUCACAGAAGUGGUGGAGACUCACACAACUGACUAUACGCAGCUUAAACAUGAAGCUGAUCUACGAAGCAGAGAACUGGAGGAGCUAAAGAGAAAGAACGACUGGCUGAGGAAACGUAUUGCCGAGCUGGAGGCCAUGUUGCGAGGACAUAGGGAGAAGCUACGAGCUCAGAUUGAUGAACGCAGCCUGCUAGUGCGUGAGCAGACCCACAACUACACGACUAGCACCAUCGAAUAUCAAGAGCUGCAGGACCACAACAGACAGGCUGAAAUAGAGCUGGCAAGGUUGCGUAGGCUAAAGGAACAGAUAGAGGAGGAAGAGAGGCGACUGAAGUUGCAGCGGGAGGAGGAGGAGCGCAGAAUGAGAGAAGCGGAGCAGGAGUGGCGGCGGCGGGAACAGAUUGAGAUUGAGGAGCGAAGGCGGAUCGAGAUCGAGCGCACUGAGACCAUAGAGCGCCGCAACCGCCAGCUGGAACUGGAUGAGCAACAGCGCCGCCAGAGGGAGCUAGAGGAACAACGGCACCGCCAGAGGGAGAUGGAAGAGCGUGAACGCCGAAUUAGGGAGCAGCGAGAACAGGAGGAGCGUAGGCGGGUAGAGAUGGAAGAACAUAGGCGGGUGGAGAUAGAGGAACGAAGACGCAAGGAAAUCGAGCAGAGGCAAAUGCGCGUGCGCAUGGAGGAGAGGCGCGUGACCGAGCAGACUACGGAGAACGUUAACAUCGUGCGUCAGACGCAGAGUCACGCAGUGAGAAGGACGGCGCCGACUCUUAGCAGCGUGCAGCAGCAUCAGCAGGUGCUCAUCACCACGGAAACAUUGCACGCGCCGCCGCCGAAACCGACGCCUAGACGACCGAAGCGUAAGGAGAGUGCGCUGACGGUCUCCUGGGACGAGAUCAAGCCGACGUCGACGUCCAAGACCGAGGUGUUCCGCACCAACCAGGGGCCAGUGUCGAUUCCGGAGGUCGAGGCUCACGGUCACUUUGUGCUGCUGGAGAACGCCAGCUUUAAGCUGAAGAAGGACGUGUUCGUGGGCAGGUGGACGGUGGAGCGCUGGAUCACGCCAUCGCGCAAGCUGCUCUUUACCUUCCCGGACAACUUCACGCUGAAGCACGAGAAGGAGUGCAAGAUCUGGGCGAGAGGAGCACCGGGUGCUAUCCACAGCCCACCAUCAAACAUUAUUUGGCAGGACGUGACCUCCUGGGGUGUUGGCAUAAAUAUCCCCACUCGCCUACUAGAUGACAAAGGAGAGGAGAAGGCUACUCACAUGGAGCGCAGAAAGUAACUGGCCGUUUAUGAGCAGCCGAGGGAAUGACGAUUUUCCAUAUAACAAACGCCCAUGACACAUGUUCCCAUGAAUACAUGCUUACAUACGGCAAUGAAAAUUCAUUUAAACGGGCCAGCGUAAGAUAAGUUAAACGGACCGAUCCAGUAGAAGAUCGGGCGCUGGCUGGCUAUAAUAUUAGGAAACGAUUCAACCACUGCGAUGACACGCAGACUUAGAUUUUAAAAUUACCAUGGAGCAACAGUCAAGGGUAAAGAGACACACCAAUUAGGCGACAUAUGUUGGGUAUCAAUGGUAAUAUAUCAAGGAGAACGGGAAGUCACUUUCCCGAGUGCACUGAUACUGGUGCUAGUUGCACGGCUACGUAGAUUUAACUUGCCAUCAAUUUUAUUGUAGUUGGAAUUAUGAUUAUUGUAGCCUCUAACCAGUCUUUGUUACACGUACAAGUUCUCGCAUUUAACCGUGCGUUCAUUCUGUGUGUAUUAGUAACAUGUCAGCGUCAGAGUCGGACGGCGAUGAUGCUAAACUUCUAAUGCUUGCGGAUUAUAGCCAAUUAUUUAUACAGCGCGAGCCUGCUUCUUAAAUAAAUAAAAUUAAACUCGUACAUCCAGAACAUUGAAAUCACGGCAAAUCACGCAGUGCAAGGUUCGGCGUCCAUAUAACAUUGGGAGCAAUGUCGCUUUGCCCACCCUGCUGCCUUUCUGACCUCCCGAACCUAAGAUGUAUGUCCUUUGUAAGCAAGCAACAUGCGUGUACAACAAGACAUCAUGAGUAUGUAGUGGAAAGCAGUAGUAUCAAACACAGUGUAGCAGAAGCAGAUCAUGAGUAUAGGCAAAGAGGCAGCAGUAGGAGUAGAAGUAAUAGGCGAUUCACGAAUAAGAUGAGAUGUGUGCUUAACAGCUGUUUCUCAAAAGCGAGUACAACUAGUUCAGGUGGCAUUAACCUAAUUGUAGGAAAAUGUCCGAAUAUUUAUCGGAAUCAUAAUAUGGGUUUAACAAUAAUAACUGAUAAAAGCCUUCUUGGUAUGUAUAUUCCCUGUAUAUCUCUUUCCUUGAGUUGUGCGUUAGGAUGUCACAAUAUAUGAAUGUUUUUCCUGUUAGGUGUGGUGACAAACUAAUGAUUUGCCGCCGACUGAUAUUUGACAGAAGAAUAUGUAAUGAUUGCGAGCAGUGUAUAGAAUAAUAGAGUAUCAUUAAUAAAUACAAGUUACAAUAGUGUAAUAUUAAUAUUUGAAAUGUUAUUAUUACCAUCAUUAGUACGAUAUACGUACAUUACUGGUAGAUGUAUACAAUACGUGUAUCACACUGACGUCACCAUCAAUAUGAUGAACAGUUUAUUUCAACAUUUCAUGAGACUGAAUACGAGCUAUAAAAAGUUGAUUUGUGUUUCUGGAACAAAUUAUUUAAACGUAUCAAGUAUCAUUUUGAGUUAUCACUGACAACCAACAAUUAAUACUUAUAUAUGCAAGUGUUAUAUUAUAGUAUAACGUUUAAUGGUUAAGAUUUACGAUAAAGCAUAAACUUUAGAUUAUAAACAGAGACCACGCUGUUUAAUGUGUUACUAUACUUAACAUCUAAUUUGUCAGGCUUGUUUGUUGCGUAAUACCAGAUGUAAAGUGUAUUCAGCCCGGACAUGGUAAUAUUAUACAUGCUGCAAUGGGUAGUUCUAGUAAGCCGCUAUAUUCAAGUGUUGUAUUGUAUAGAUACCUAUUAAAACGAUGUAAAUAUA